Molecule: messenger RNA, 1829 nt
Organism: Eutrema salsugineum
Lineage: Eukaryota; Viridiplantae; Streptophyta; Magnoliopsida; Brassicales; Brassicaceae
Product: protein JASON
Exons: 7
Coding region: 193-1671 (492 amino acids)
Biological process (GO): male meiosis II
Source: RefSeq, a predicted model, not a curated record
UAUUUUAUUUCUUGAUCGGAAAGACCCGCACGCACCUGAUUCAUUCCCUCUCGCACUCUUUGGUUUCAAAUUUCAAAAAAACGGCUUCCUCUCUCAUUUUCUGCGUGUUUCUCGGGAAAAUCUUUUCCUCUUGAUUGAAAAAGACCUCUAAGUUUCUCGGUCACUGAUUCGCCUAUCAAGAAAUCAAAUGAUAUGAGACGCCUGUUGAUGAAGCGGAACCUAAGUGUCUUUUGCAGAUCCGUGCUCAGAUUUAUCGAUACAUCGGCUUGUAGAUUCAUGGCUUGUUUCCUCGACUGCUUCCGCGCCAGAGACGACCGGUCUACUAGUAAUCUCGUCUCCCACUCUUCACUCGCCAGAUCCAAAAAAGGUCAGGACUCGCAGAAUCAUUUGUCCGCUUUGUUUCUGUCUGAAGAGAAAUCAGCUUCUUCUCCUUGCCUUGACAAAGAAAGAUUUGAUUUGGAUUCUAUACACAUUGACAAAGGCCUAAGGGAUGAGGCACGGUUUCUUAAAGCUUGUGGUACUAUACCGCAGACGCCUGUUGAAAUUAGGAAAGCAUCACACAAUCUAUCUAGCCCUCAACAUUCUGGAUCUUCCCAUUUUCAUUCAUGGAUUUCCAGUAGUUCUGCGCUAGGGUUUCAUUUGGAUGAAUCCCCAACCCCCAUGAAAGCUUGUGAAAAGGUGGGAAGACCAUCAUUUACUUCAGAGCAAACACCAAGCAGCUGCAUAAUCGAUGUCCGGGACACUGCAAGGAUCUCACCUGCUUCUUGUGAUGCUGAUGAAGUAGAGAGCAUUGGCACUGCUUUCAAGGGUGAGUUUGAUAGAUCUGACAAGCCAAUGCUCACAGCUGGAAAGACUAAGUCUGUGCGGUUUGAAUGCGAUCUUGAUCAAUCUCACUCUUCUAAUUCUUCCGAGAAUAGCAGUUCAAGAAAACCAGAGAUGGGUGGCAAAAUUAGUUUUACAGUGAGCUCGCCUAAUCCAACCCCAUUGAAGCUAUCUGAUGAGAUGCAAACUCCCGGAACCAUAUAUCCUGCAAACAUGGAAUCAGCAGGAAGGGGAAGGCCUAGAAUCAGGUCACAGUUUGUGCAUUCAGUUUCCAAUCUAAUGGAAAAUGCAUCCUUGUAUAAGGUCAACGGUGAAUUACAUGGGAGCCUAGAACAAGCUCAAUCGCAGGUUUACAAAGAGCAGAUAGAGGGCGAAACUCCCACUUCAGCAACUUAUGUGGAAAAGGUGGAAGAAAGCUCAGAUGAGAAAUUGUCCAAGUUUGAGGCAAGCUUUUCUCCUUGGCUAAAACCGAUUAACGAAGACUGUAACGAAAAGAUUGGGGUUUUAAAGGAUAGGACACCUGGAAUCAAUGCCAUGACUCCAGGUGAUAGGCCUAUUAUUGGAUUGGUUGCUGCUCACUGGAAUGAGAAUGCGCAAACUGAGAUUUCACCCAAAUGGUGGGAUGGGAAUGGGAUCCCAAAUUCCACUACCAAGUACAAGGAGGAUCAGAAAGUGAGUUGGCAUGCAACACCAUUCGAGGUGAGACUGGAGAAGGCACUUUCGGAAGAAGGUGGUCAGAGUUUAUUCCCUCGAAGGAAACUUGAAGUGAUGGAGGAGGAUGAAGAAGACUCAGAUAUAUCACAGCUGCAGCAUUCAGUGCAACAACCAAACUCGGUAGUUUCUUUCUGAAACUUGGCUUUCGUACAGAACAGUAUUACUUACAUAUGGCUAUCAUAUUCAUGACUCAUGAGCAAUGAAGAUCUCUUAUUUGCGGCUUUUAUUGAACUUUAUAAGAUUUUUAAGAGUAAUGUAUAAACAGUGAUCUUUAUGAACCUCUUGAGAAUUCU